GAGUGAAACUGAAAGAUUAAGCGAUUGAGCUAGCAGCAAAUGGUCCUCUCGAGCGUGGUGCAAUGGUGGCAAGAGUUGCAGCUAUGCAUCCUUGUCUUAGGCAGCCUUGGCGUUCAGUGCUACCUCGCCUUAUUUGCCAGUGCCCGUAAGAAGCAUAGCAGGCCCUUGUUCAGAUUCAGCAUCUGGCUGGCCUACCUAGGCGGCGACGCUCUUGCUAUAUAUGCCCUUGCAAUCCUCUUUAAUAGACAAAGAAAGCUGCAGUACAGUUCUACAAAUGGCAGCCAUGUCCUAGAAGUGUUAUGGGCCCCUAUCUUGCUCUGGCACCUUGGUGGGCGGAUCAACAUAUCUGCUUACAACAUCGAAGACAACGAACUAUGGAGCCGUCACCUUCUAACUACUGUGUCUCAGGUCACCGUGGCCAUCUAUGUGUUUUGCAAGUCAUGGUCAUCCUCUGCUGAUAAGAGGUUACUAGCUGCAGCAAUUCUGCUUUUCGUCAUUGGUGUUUUCAAAUGCUUUGGUAAGCCCUUGGCUCUGAAGAGGGCUAGCUUUAAUACCAUAGCCAGCACUUUCCAUCCUGCUCCAUGGUCAGAAAGUACAAGAAGAGAAUUGGAGCUUGAGGAGUACAUACAAGAAGCAAGGAGCUUUGUGCAAUGUAACCAAGAUCCCCCAAGAUUGGAGUCUGAUGAACAGAAAAAAUUCUUGGAGGAACUCUCUAUACCUGACAAGCUAUUUGUCGACUAUGCAUAUGUGUAUCAUGACCGUUUGGCUCGCAUGAAAUCCUUCUGGUUACUGGACAGUGGAACCACUUAUAAGGCUCUAAGUCAAGGGCUCUCCAACACUUUCGAUCUUAUCUAUAGCAAGUUAUCUCAAUGGGAUGAUAAGAAUAGAACUACACCUGAUUGUAGUAAUAUAUGUUCUGGCUUGAAUAUGUUCAUAUUUUAUCCACUGUUGCCGAUUGUGCCCAUCGCCUUCUUCCACGCCAGCCAAAAACAAGCAUAUAGGAGAAGCGACAUCAAGGUUACAUUUAUAUUACUAUACAUCACAUACCUUUUGGAGCUCUUGUCUUUCAUCACACAAGCAAUUCAUUUCAAAGAAUGGUCACAUGGGGUUGCUCAACGUAGUCUUGUAGGAUUGCUAGCUUGGAACAGAAAGCAUGCAAGACUAAUGGGCAUCGCGGAAUUCUUUCAAUACAAAGGUUUGCUAUACACAUAUUUUAGCCUCAAGCCUUGUCACUCGUCCAAAGAUAUUACAAUGUUAGUUUGUGAACAUGCUAAGUCUGGAUGGGUGAAUCAUAUAACAAAUAUUGAGAGUUACUGGAGAUUCACUGACAGUAGAGGCCAGUGGGCACUUGAGGGUAGUGGAAGCGAAGAAAUCCUUGGGUGGAGUAUAGAGAAGCCCUUCGACGAGAGCAUUGUUCUCUGGCAUGUGGCUACAGAUUUUUGCUUCUAUAGUGAGGACAUGACAUCUCAUGAUUCUGAAUGUGCCAGGAUGUGUAGACAAAUCUCAAACUACAUGAUCCAUCUGUUGUUUGCUAAUCCUGAGAUGUUGUUGCCUGGCAGCAGAAGGAAUUUAUUCACAGAUGCUUAUGAUGAACUUGAGGCCAUCCUCCGAGGUCAUGAUGUAUCGAUGUUGGACGAAAAAGAACUCACUCAAAAGAUAAUUGGUAAGGCAGAGUCAGCAAAAGGAAUAAUUCGAGACUCAUGGGUUCUAGCUCAACAGUUGAUGCGGCUAAGUGAAGAGAAGAAGAUGUGGGAAAUAAUCAAAGGCGUAUGGAUUGAGAUGCUCUGUUUUUCUGCUGGUAGAUGCAGGGGUUAUCUGCAUGCCAAGAGCCUAGGCUCUGGUGGGGAGUACCUCUCCUACGUAACGCUUCUGAUGUCGCACGCAGGACUGGAGACAUAUGCCGAGAGGCAGCAGAGGGUGCAGCUUCGGCUUUCCAAUGAGGAGAGAGUGAAAAUUGCAAAACAAAGAGUAGAAGAAGCUGCAAACAACCAAGCUACUGCUGGCUCGUCGACUCCACAAGGCAUGGUUCCAGCAAAGGACGAAGAGAUUGCUACCACUCCAUUGGGUUCUCAAGUCACUGGGCAACUAGAACAAGAAGAAGAUGCUGCUUCUACAUCAGCUUCACGAGUCCCUGAGAUCAAGGUUGUUGUCUCACCAUAAGAGCCAUGUCAUGUCUUCUUGGUUUGUAUAUUCCUUUCGAUCACACACGCUAACUGCAGCGUGCCUGUACCAUUCCAUAUCUGGUCAUUUUGUUUCGGAUCUCAAUAGUUGAUUUUGCAGUUUGAACAGUCAAAACUUUCAGCCUUUUCUUGAUUUGAGUCAGUUGUCUGUAAUUCUUGUAUAGGUUUGUUCUUUUAAAUAUGAUGUGAUGACGACUUUUUGUGUUCUUUUGGAUGUC
This is a messenger RNA of Sorghum bicolor (sorghum), 2398 nucleotides long. RefSeq lists its product as uncharacterized. Lineage: Eukaryota; Viridiplantae; Streptophyta; Magnoliopsida; Poales; Poaceae. The record is from RefSeq and is a predicted model, not a curated record. The transcript has 2 exons. The coding region runs from base 40 to 2160 and encodes 706 amino acids.